Messenger RNA from Symbiodinium pilosum, 1962 nucleotides. NCBI's taxonomy places the organism in Eukaryota, Dinophyceae, Suessiales, Symbiodiniaceae. The record is from the annotation of a GenBank genome assembly.
AUGCCAGGCGGCAAGGAUAGUUCCUCUGACAGUGAUGUUGAUUCAGUCGAGAACUUCGAUGGUUCGCCAAAGCAAUUACGGCCCUUGCCAAAGGUUGUAGUCCAGCGAUCAUCGAGCGAGAGCAGCGACAGCAGCGCAGAGGUUCAGCGAGCCAUUGCUAAGGAUGAGUCUGAGUCUGAGACUUCCAGCGACAGCAUCUCUCAGGCAAACAGCCGAGCUCGAACCGCUCAAUCUCCUCCAGCCUCCAAGGCAUCCAGCCCGGCACGAACUGCGCGUUCCCCGUCUUCGCCUUUGUUGGAGGCAGCGAAACCCGACGUUGGUCCUGCCUCAGAGCGCCCAACACUAGUGCCAGCGGAGGCCGUGGACUCGGAUGUCGCACGGCCACAAGCUGAGGCACCAGAGACAAGGCAGCUCAAGAUGGGCACUGGGCUGUGCACGAUAGCUCGGCAUGCGUUUGCCUCCGUGAGGCAGCUGCAGCUGCCAGACCAGGAUGCGCACGCUGCAUGGCCGAUGUUGUCCACAUUAUUUCCCAUGCAGGAUUUAGUGCAGAAGGAGCCCCAGCAGGAGCUGCCAGAGGUGACAGCAGAAGAUUCCGAGAGGAGCUGCAAGUGGGUGAUUCUGGUCAAGCUUUGCAAAGCUGUACUGACAAACACAGGCUCCAAAGGGCCUGGAAACAGCUCUCUGGAAUUCAUUGCCCAAACCUCAGAUAGACGUUGGAUGAACGUGGAAGGUAUCAGCGAAGAGGGCCCCCUUGGGUCAGCGUACAGCUUGUCGCUUACCAUUGUCAUCCUGGUGAACGUUGCUUCCUUCAUGCUGUCCACAGAGCCCAGCAUGACUCAGCAUCAGCCAGUGCCCGUGACUUACACGCUAAUUGUGGCCAUCCGUUUACUGCAAACCACCGGCUUCUAUCCGCCGGCGUUUGACAGGAUUGAGACCAUAACGGUGUGCAUUUUCACCGUGGAAUACGUUAUACGCUUCAGCACUCAAGCUGGAUCAUGUCUAGCUCGCAUCAGGUGGGUGUUCACGAACUUCUUUUCCAUUGUUGACCUUGUUUCCAUCAUGCCCUUCUAUGUCGAUCUGCUAAUUCCGGGAGAGCAGAAGUAUUUGGCCACCCAGUGGGUCCGAGUGGCACGGCUGCUACGCCUCCUUCCGCCGCUGCCAUAUGAUGUCAUUUGGCAGAAGAGCUACAAGCUCUUGAUGGCUAGUGGCUUCGCGGGUUGCACAGUCUGGGUGAUUUGCGCGGCUUUGUAUUACUGGUUCGAGAAAGACAAUGCUGACAUGUUGUACUGUCCAGAUGAUCUCGACAAGGAGAAGGGGCUUUGCUGGAAUCGAUUCCAUUCCAUUCCAGCGGCAAUGUAUUAUUCGCUACUGAACUUCUUCGGCGAAUUUCCUCUUGCGGACAAGCAUUCGCUUGGGGGACGAUUUGUGGGUGGUUUCAUUCAGGUUAUGGGAGCAGCAGUGAUGGCAAUUCCAGCUGGAGCUCUUGGAAACGCUUUCUCGGAAGUUGUAGAGAAAGAGCUUUCAGCGAAAAAGCAGGACGCCAUUGGAGUUGAUUUGUGCAGUCUCGUGGUGACACCCGUAGUUGGAAGGAAAUGUCUGCAACCGAAAAUGAUGAUGCCUCUUCAGCUCAGAGCGGCAAGGACCCUUACAUGUGAGCAGGUUUUGCACAACAGCAAAUGGAUCCAGCUUGCCGCAGCCUUGACAGGCUGCAAUUGUGCGAUGCUUGGACGGCGAGCGAGAGGCAUAAAUCCAGCAGCCCCAACGGCCAGGUCUUUCACAGAUCCGGCACAGGUCGUCAUGCAUCGCAUAGCCGACGUGACUGUGGACAUGGCUGACAUCUGGUUCUCGCUGUUAGCAAGAUCCUUGCCUUCGCUUUCGUGCCAGUCUCAGCUUUUGGCUCUUGCAGCUUCCGUUUUCGUGAGGCAUUCUUGGUUGCGGCAUCCUCCGCUCACUUCAUACUAG